GUGAACCCAUGCGAUGUUGCCAAUUCUCUUAGUUUUCCUGUUCAGUGCACUAUCACAAUGCUCCCGACUCGCCGAGGAAGAAGAACAGAUGCUAAUCCGGCACUUCACAAAAGAAGGAGAAGUCUCGACCAUGGACCAACUGCGGGAUACCAUCGGUCCGUUUCGCGACCCUCUUAACUUCUCACACAUGAACUACUCGACAUUGACGGAUCACAUUCAUAAUCUUCAUAGAAAGUUCCCGAAUCUGACACACAUUUAUUCUGCUGGACAGUCAGUUCAAGGAAGAGAACUUUGGGUACUGGUGGUGUCUAGGUAUCCAAUAGAGCACAGAAAGUUGAUUCCAGAGUUUAAAUAUGUGGCUAAUAUGCAUGGAAAUGAGGUUACGGGUAGAGUUUUCCUUGUUUCCCUGGCACACACCCUUCUAGAAAACUACAAUUCCAAUCUUUGGAUCCGACAACUUGUUGAUAGUACCAGAAUCCACUUGAUGCCGUCCAUGAACCCAGAUGGCUAUGAGCACGCAUCGGAAGGAGAUCAAGCUGGCGUGACAGGACGUCAAAAUGCAAAUGGAAAAGAUUUGAACCGAAAUUUCCCAAGUCGAUUUCCCAAUUAUUUCCCGACAAGUGAAAUUCAACCAGAGACAAUUGCAAUUAUGAACUGGACCCGACAAAUUCCAUUCGCACUCUCUGCUAAUCUUCAUGGCGGCACGACAUUAGUGAACUACCCAUUUGACGACUUUCCAACACGCACAAGGCAGUCACAUUACGCUCCUUCGCCCGAUAAUGCACUUUUUGUGCGGUUAGCAUACACAUAUGCAAGAGGUCAUGAGAGGAUGUGGAAGAAGGGACCAAGGUGUUUGGAUGAUGAUUUGAAUAUCUCUGUUGAUCCACAAAAUGGAAUUAUCAAUGGAGCAGAUUGGUACAUAGUGUCUGGUGGAAUGCAAGACUGGAACUAUCUAAACACAAAUUGCUUCGAAGUCACAGUUGAAAUGAACUGUGAGAAGUUCCCACAAACUAAGAAACUUCGAUACUUAUGGGAAGAAAACAAGUAUGCUCUACUGAAGUUCAUCGAUCUCAUCCAUGGAGCUAUCCAUGGUCUAGUAAUUGAUGCAGACACUGGAGAAGGAAUCGUAAAUGCUACAGUGAGCAUAGAUGAGAGAGCAAAAAUUGUUGUGAGCUAUGGAGAAGGCGAGUUUUGGAGACUUGCAAACAUGGGAAAAUACGAUCUCACCUUCGACCACAGUGACUACUAUCCUGUCACUCAAACUGUGCACGUCACUCCACAAGACCGUUCCCCGUACAUUGAAGUCCGUCUGCAAAGGAUAAUACCACGUUCGCGACCAGUCCUUAUCCCGACAAAAUCAGUUCCAAACAAAGACGAGUACAAUGUUGAUAAUUCAAAUAACAAAGAUCUCCGUAUUGUGACAAUGUCCUCCUCCGUGUGCCACUUUUCCGUCUUUAUGAUUAUUCUCUCUCUUGCCUCUUUGUUUUUAUAAUUUUUCUCUAAUUCUCACCGUUUGUAUUUCAUUCCUUCUUUAUCUUACAGUUGUGAGUCCCCCCACAAAUUGAAUAUUUAUCAAGUUGUAUUGAUUAAUUCUAAUAAAAAUUUUGAUUUAAA
Messenger RNA from Caenorhabditis elegans, 1614 nucleotides. It is a transcript of the gene cpd-2, whose product is annotated as Peptidase M14 domain-containing protein. Bases 14 to 1492 code for a protein of 492 amino acids. Gene Ontology annotation, biological process: proteolysis. Gene Ontology annotation, molecular function: metallocarboxypeptidase activity; zinc ion binding. The transcript is spliced from 8 exons. The record is from RefSeq and is marked reviewed. Lineage: Eukaryota; Metazoa; Nematoda; Chromadorea; Rhabditida; Rhabditidae.